Molecule: messenger RNA, 1236 nt
Organism: Mauremys reevesii (Reeves's turtle)
Lineage: Eukaryota; Metazoa; Chordata; Testudines; Geoemydidae
Product: sulfotransferase 2B1-like
Exons: 6
Coding region: 1-858 (285 amino acids)
Biological process (GO): sulfation
Cellular component (GO): cytoplasm
Molecular function (GO): sulfotransferase activity
Source: RefSeq, a predicted model, not a curated record
AUGGCGCGUGAAUACUCCCCCCACACCCGAGUGCUGUUCCCAUGCCUGGAUUAUUCCCCCGAGAAGCUGAGCUAUGUGGAGAACGAAUUCCAGGUGCGGGACGACGACGUCUUCAACAUCACCUACCCCAAGUCAGGCACUAACUGGAUGCUGGAGAUUCUGAGUCUGAUCCGUUGUGGCGGGGACCCCGGCUGGGUGCGCAGCGUGCUGAACUGGGAGCGGGCGCCCUGGGUGGAGACCAAGGUGGGGCUGGAGGCUGCCCUGAAAUACCCCCCGCCCCGGCUGCUCUGCUCCCACCUCCCCGUCCAGCUCUUCCCCAAGUCCCUGCAGUGCUCCAAGGCCAAGAUCAUCUACACCCUGCGCUGCCCCAAGGACGUCCUGGUCUCGCUGUACCACUUCUCCAAGCUGCUGCGCCUCUUCAAGGACCUUGGCUCACUGGACUCCGUCCUCGAGAACUUCCUGAGCGGGAAUGUGGCCUACGGCUCCUGGUUCGACCACGUCACCGGCUGGAUGGGGCUGAAGGGCAACGAGAACUUCUUCUCCAUCACCUACGAGGAGCUGCAGCAGGAUCUGCGGGGCAGCGUGCGCAGAAUCUGCCACUUCCUGGGGAAGGAGCUGAGUGAGGAGCAAGUGGCCGCGGUGGUGGAGAACGCCUCCUUCCAGAGCAUGAAGGGGAACAAAAUGUCCAACUACUCGCAGCUGCCGGACGAGUACAUGGACCACCAGAAGGGGGAGUUCCUGAGGAAAGGGAUCUGCGGUGACUGGAGGAACCAUCUCUCGGAGGCACAGAGCCAGCAAUUCGACACCGUUUACCGGGAGCGGAUGCAGGGUCUGGGCAUGACCUUCCCCUGGGACUGACGGCCUCGCGCCCGCCACAUCUGUACCCGCAAUACACCGGCCCUGUGCCACCCACGUGCUGCUGCUCUUACUGUGCCCUGGGAGAUGCCCCCUGGGGCAGCCUCACUAGAGCAUCAGCAAUAGGCAGAGCUGGGCUGGGGCAUGUGUCCGGCAGAGGUCAGUGAGGACGCGCGCAUGGCAGGGCUCAGCUGAGGUGUAUUUAAAAUCUGUCCAUUGCAGCGUUUUCCUGGCCCUGCUUGCAGGCAGGGGGCUCUGCAGGGCAGUGUGAAAGUCUGCACAGAGCCAGCCUGGAGCAUGACGCGGGAGAUGGGCCUCUGUGCAGGGAGCAGCCUGCUCUGUCUCUCUCGAGUUUGGGUUCCUGUGCGUGAGGGCUCUGGA